Messenger RNA from Drosophila serrata, 2353 nucleotides. RefSeq names its product nose resistant to fluoxetine protein 6. Gene Ontology annotation, molecular function: acyltransferase activity, transferring groups other than amino-acyl groups. NCBI's taxonomy places the organism in Eukaryota, Metazoa, Arthropoda, Insecta, Diptera, Drosophilidae. The record is from RefSeq and is a predicted model, not a curated record.
CUCGCCCCCGGUGGCCGCGCCGCGUCUCCGUUUUAUCCUGUCCUCUGUCCGAGAUUCAUUCAGUUCCUGGACCAUGAAGGGUUCGUUCGGUGUCCUUGCAGCCGCGCUGCUGAUCGCGGCCGUUGGCGCCCAAGACCUCCUUUCGGGCUACUCCAAUCCCAUGAAGGAUAGCAUGGCCCAUCAGUUCUAUCGUCUGGCCUCCCAGAAGAUGACCACCACCGGUGGUGCCCAGAAUGAGACCCAAUUGGCACUCGGUUAUGCUGGUCGUGCCGAUGAGGAGGAGGAUGCCCAGUGUCUGCAGGAUAUCAAUCGCAUUCGAGAUGCCAUCGACAAUAUGGAGGAGUGGGCCCUGGAAUUUCCCGAUACAUGGGGUCGCCUGCCCAUGGGUCUCUUCUGGGGUCACACCAUCAGCAUGGGUCAGUAUGAGGAAUGUGUGGCUGCCACCAGUACCUAUGGCACCGAGAUUCGUGGACAGUAUUGUCUGACCAGUUUGAAUAUAACCGAAUACUACUCGAGUGUGAAGAAACGCGGUGAGGAGUUUAAUCGAAUUAGUUACAAGCAAACGGAUCCUCAGGUCUUUGAGUUGGGCAUUUGUGUUCCAACGACAUGCAGUGCCAAGAAAACCGAUGAACUGUUGAAAUAUGUCAUUGCCAAGAUGUAUGGCACCGAUACAAUCAAUUUGGAUGAUACCAUGGUGACAGAGAAGCGGUGCAAAUAUGAUGCUCCAAUCCAAUUAAGGGGUAUUGAUAUUUUUGCCAUUGUGUUCUUCAGUUUGAUUAUAUUCUUCAUGGUGGCUGCCAGUGUCUACGAUUAUAUUCAGACCCGCAAGGGAGCUCCCAAAAAACCCCUUUUGGUUGCCUUCUCUGUGCUCACGAAUGCUCCCAAGAUAUUCACAGUGAAGAAGGUGAAUAAUCCGAAUGUUAUUCAUUGCCUGAAUGGAUUGCGAUGCUUCAGCAUGAUGUGGGUGGUCUUUGGCCAUGGCUACAUGACCUUCUACGAUCUGCCGCACAUCAAUAAGAAUCGGUUCUAUACUUGGGUCCAAACCCCCUUCUCGAUGCUCGUCCAGAAUGGCUCCCUGUGUGUGGACACGUUCUUCUUUAUGUCCGGUUUGCUGAUGUGCUGGGGUGCCUUCCGUGAAAUGGAGAGGACGAAGGGCAAGUUGAAUAUCCCAAUGAUGUAUUUCCAUCGUUAUAUUCGCCUCACUCCCGUGGUGGCUGUGGUGGUCCUGUAUACCCUGACCUUGUACAAGUACUCCGGAGCGGGUCCCAUGUGGUUCAAACUGGGCACUCAGGAUCAACGUUGCGAGGAGAACUGGUGGGCCACUUUGCUCUACGUUCAGAACUAUGCCGUUCCCUACAGAAUUUGCAUUACCCAAUCCUGGUACUUGGCCGUGGAUACACAACUGUACUUCCUGUCGCCAUUGUUCCUUAUACCCCUGUGGAAAUGGGGCAAAAAGGCUUUGGUGCCCAUUGUCAUCUUUUUGAUUAUUUGCCUUGGCGGCACCUUUGCCACCUUUAUGAUCUAUGAUUUCACACUGUUCCGUGUCCAGGAUGAUCGUGUCGAUCUGCGUCAGAGGAUGACCUAUUAUCCUACGCACACUCGCAUUCCCACCUGGUUGAUUGGUGUGAUCUUUGGCUACUUCCUGUUCACCCGGAACCGUGGACGUCAGAUCCCAAUGUCCAAGCCCUUGGUGUUGACUGGUUGGUUUGUGGCCUUUGGCACUAUGUUGGCUUGCAUGUGGGGUCCUUACUGGCGCAUCCUGCCGGAUACACCUGACUCCCCGCUGAUUGAGGGUGCCUUCUUUGAGCCUUUGAGCAGGACAGGCUGGGCCCUGGCCAUCGGUUGGAUUGUUUGGGCUUGCUACAAUGGACAUGGAGGUCUGGUGAAUGACUUCCUCUCGUGGAGUUUCUUCACCGGCUUCAGUCGCCUCACCUACUGCAUGUAUGUGAUCCAUCGCAUUGUCCAGCUGGUGAAUGCCGCUCGUCUGCAGACGGACACCCACUUCUCCAACUAUGAUGCGAUCCUUCGCUGGUGGCAUGACUUUGGCAUUACUUUGACCGCUUCCAUCUUUGCCACUUUGGCUUUUGAGGCCCCCAUUUUGGGCAUUGAGAAGGCCAUUUUCGGUCGGGGUUCGCCCAAGCCGGCACCCAAAAACCCACUCCCGGCGAGUGGCCAGGACUGCCCGGAGGCAGCUCCUGCUGCUGCUGCUGAGCCCGAAACCAAAUUAGAAACGGAAGCUGCAGAGACCAAGGCGGAAAUCACUCCCGAAUCCAGCAGCGUUGAGAAUCCCUCCAAGGCCUAGGCUUGCCCUGAGACGAAUUUUUGUUGUAUCCACAUGCGAACCAAUUUUUUU